Messenger RNA from Ceratosolen solmsi marchali, 1327 nucleotides. Its product is annotated as ankyrin repeat domain-containing protein 54. Gene Ontology annotation, molecular function: protein binding. Lineage: Eukaryota; Metazoa; Arthropoda; Insecta; Hymenoptera; Agaonidae. The record is from RefSeq and is a predicted model, not a curated record. The coding region runs from base 229 to 1296 and encodes 355 amino acids. The transcript has 5 exons.
AAUUGCCUAAGACGUAAUUUUCAAAUGCUCCUUGUGCUCAUGCGCGGAAUUUCUAGUUCUGUUCAGUUAAGAAGACGAGAGAGAUGGAGUAAUAGAGACAGAGAGCAGACCGAAUAAAGCUGAUAUUGAAAAAAGAAAAGUGAAAUUUUGUUGCGUCCACAUUUAUAAUGUCAAGUGUAACGAACGUCAACAUAACACAUUAAAAUACGUCCUGCCCGAAUUAUAAAAAUGGAUUCUGGAGUCGAAACUGGGAACGAUUCUAACGAUAGUUUAGUUACUCAACACGACAAUCUUGUUGCAAUGACUAAUGCUAAUGCUUCUGGUCAAACACAGUCAAGCGUUAAUAACAUAAUCGAUUAUGUUACUACGUCAAGUGGAACUUCUAUGAAUAAUUCGUCUGCCUUGAUCGUCCCACCAGAGGCAACCAGUCAAGAAUCAUUACCAGGUGUAUCCGAAACGAACGAGAGCGCGCCAUCUAAUAGCUUAAUUAGCGUUAACACAUUAAACUCCAGUCCACUUUUUUCAUUGGCUCUCGUCCCAGCCACCGACAAAACAAAGAUAUUUGAAUUUCAAAUACCUCCUAUAUAUCAUAACGAUUGUCCCCUACCAGCUCCUAUAGACUUUCUAAAGUCCAAAUUGUGCAAUCAUGGAAAAAUAAAACCAUUCAAAUAUUAUACUCCAAAAGUUAAAAGACACCAUUUCUUGGUUUGUAAAGAUUUUAAAGGCUACCUCAACGAGCGAAAAAUGCGCCUUGCCGCAGCCACAAACAACAUUGAAAUGAUGCAGCGAUUACUAAAUUUGGGAAUUUCACCCAAUAACUGCGAUGAACAAGAACGAUCCCCAUUACAUUUGGCAUCUUGCAGAGGCUAUAGCGAGAUGGUGAGCCUCCUGCUGACCUACGGCGCCGAUCCGAACCAGCGCGACUGCCUCGGUAACACACCAUUGCACCUCGCCGCGGUUACGAGCAAAAUCUCGGUGGUGACGCUCCUGCUGAUGGCGGGCACUGACGUCCUCUCCUCGGACUACCGUGGCUACAAUCCCCUCCAGCUCGCCCAGACGAAGCUCCGCGUACUCCAGAACUGCGAGGGCUCCGACAUGAAUCAGAUAAAGGACGAGGUGCGCAACGUAAUCGUCAUGCUGCUUGCCUACCUGCAGAAGCAGAAGGACGCGCGCGAGCAGGUCGAGGCGCUAAGCACCUUUUGCUCGCGGUUAUCCCUCUCCAAUACGUCCGAUCAGAUCCAGGACGACGUGAGGAACUUAUUGGCCAACAUCGACUCACUCAGCCUGAAGAAUUAAAAUGGCCGUGAGCCCCGACAUUUCCAGGCGA